AAUUGCUUCAGUGCACAAAUAUUAAUUUAAACCACCCGACCUUAAAUAAUAAUGUGUUAUUGUUUUUUAAACACUUCCCUUCAGUUCUUUAUUAUUAGCGAACGUCGAACAUUAAAAAAAUCGCACGUUAGUAAUUUUUCCUCGGUAAUUGUUGUAAUUUUCGAUCACGGAGCGGACAUUUAGAGUAAAAUAUAUAGGGUAGAGAGAACGUGAAUGAAGCGAUUAACUCUCGAUUAGUGAACAAUGAAGUACACUUUUUAUUGUAGUGUGGCAGCUUUGCUGCUUUUCAUGCAACAGGCUGAAGCUGCGAUGACCGAAAAGCAAGUUUUAGCCGCCAUCAAGCUAAUCCGUAAUACUUGUAAAACCAAAACUAAAGUCGCAGACGAACAAAUUGAUGAUACGCAUAACGGCAAAUGGGACGAUAACGAUGAAAAAUUAAAAUGUUACUCUAAUUGUGUUCUUGGAAUGAUGAAAAUGCAAAAGAAAAAUGGGGCUCCUGAUGAAGAAUCCGCUAUAAAACAGUUACCGCAACUUCCUGAAUCGAUGAGAGAACCCUUCGAAAUUAGUAUUAAAAAAUGUAUUAAUGCAGGAGAUGGACUAACUAAUAAAUGCGAUGUAGCCUAUUCAUUUUUUAAAUGUCUUUACUUCGAUAAUCCGCAGAACUAUUUCCUUCCAUAAAACACAACAAUUUUCUUGGAUUAAAUGGAUUUGAUGGAAUUUGGACAUAAAAUAAAAACUACUGAUGUAUAUUUUUUAAAAAAACGAUUUAUUUAAAAUAUAAAUAACGAACAUCUCA
Molecule: messenger RNA, 796 nt
Organism: Onthophagus taurus
Lineage: Eukaryota; Metazoa; Arthropoda; Insecta; Coleoptera; Scarabaeidae
Product: general odorant-binding protein 19a-like
Molecular function (GO): odorant binding
Source: RefSeq, a predicted model, not a curated record